Colletotrichum siamense is the source of this 840-nucleotide messenger RNA. RefSeq lists its product as uncharacterized. The transcript has a single exon. The record is from RefSeq and is a predicted model, not a curated record. Bases 1 to 840 code for a protein of 279 amino acids. Lineage: Eukaryota; Fungi; Ascomycota; Sordariomycetes; Glomerellales; Glomerellaceae.
AUGCCUCCAUGCGUUGACUGCGGCAUAGGACUGGUUCAACAACAGGUGCGAGACUUGCUCAAUGACAAGGAGCAUGAAAAGUUCAAGAAAGCGAGGAGAAGGAAGGAGCGAGCAGCGGCCGUAGCACAGCAGGAUGCCAUGGCGAAGAACGCGGCAAUCGUGCGAGAUGAGUUUGGCAGAUUGUUGGAAGAUAGUGUCAGGGAUGUCAUGGUGCGACGUCGGGACCGUUUGAGAGAUCUGGACAUGGAUCCAGAGCCACAUCGAAGAGCCAUUCCGCUGGAGUAUCGCCGAUCAAAAACGCCUGUAGCAAUCACCCAGGACCUCUGGGACUCAUUGGAGAGGGGCCGGGCUCUGGAGCAGUCAGAAUUGACUUUGCAACAAAUUACCGAGUUGAUCAGUCGAACUCGAGGGCUGGAACUUCAAUCUUCGAAAGGUGAUACCGAGGACGAGCGUCAUAAACAAUUGGAAUCGCUCCAAGCUCAAGUCGAUUCGUUGGAAGCGAGAACAGUGCCAUACCAGCGCAGGCCCGAGCUGAUCAUGGAUCACCCUACAUUUCCAGAUGCUCGUUUCCCCGAGGCACGGCAACACUUCGGACGCACUCACAGUCAGCCUCCUCGCGGCCGCCAGCAUGAGAGGUACUUCAUGAAUCAGAGGGCUCGUACCCCUCGGUCACGCAGCCGACGCAGGCCGUACCACCUUGUGGGUGAGGAAUUGCACUCUCCCUACGAAGAUGGACUUUAUUCGGAUAGCUACGAGGGACUUCCCGAGCUGCGUCCCAGGCGUGCUCGACGGUACCAUAUUCCGUUUGCGCCCGAAGUUGCAGAUUAUUACGAAUCCUAG